Messenger RNA from Cololabis saira (Pacific saury), 995 nucleotides. RefSeq names its product bifunctional epoxide hydrolase 2-like. The record is from RefSeq and is a predicted model, not a curated record. The transcript is spliced from 6 exons. Gene Ontology annotation, biological process: cholesterol homeostasis; phospholipid dephosphorylation. Gene Ontology annotation, molecular function: lipid phosphatase activity; magnesium ion binding. NCBI's taxonomy places the organism in Eukaryota, Metazoa, Chordata, Actinopteri, Beloniformes, Belonidae. The coding region runs from base 195 to 734 and encodes 179 amino acids. Gene Ontology annotation, cellular component: peroxisome.
AGUCAACAGAGCUGCUGGGGUUGGAUUUAUUGAUUUCAAAUAUGUACACUACUCUUGAUUGAUGGAAACUAGUUGGUUAGCUUUGUUUAUGUGAGCAGAUGUUGGAUGAAAUAAUUUAGAAGGCUGGAUGAGGAAUGGGACCCUCAACUUCUGAGGUUUUUAUUUAUCUUUGAAAUGAACCCAGGUGUGUAGCCAUGUGUGUUUGUGUGUUUCAGGGUGUAGCAGAAGCCGAGCUGGAGAAGGAUUUGGAGAGAACGUUCAAGAUCUUCUUUUUCAGCAGCAACGAACCGGCGAGCCGUCCUGCUCUCAGCACUGCAGGCGUCCGAGCUCGAGGUGGUCUGUUUGUGGGUCUGCCAGAGGAGGUUCCCCGCAGCGCCAUGCUGACGGAGGCCGAGCUGCAGUACUACGUCAGACGCUUCAAAGAGAGCGGCUUCAGGAGGCCCUUGAACUGGUAUCGAAACCACGAACCCAACUGGAGGUGGAUGUGUUCUCAGCCCACCGGGAAGGUUCUGAUGCCGGCGCUGAUGGUGACGGCAGGUAAAGACCCCGUUCUGCUGCCGGCUCUCUCCCGAGGAAUGGACGACUUGAUCCCGCACCUGAGCAGAGCUCAUAUCGAGGAGUGUGGACACUGGACGCAGAUGGAGAGGCCGGCAGAGACCAACAGGAUCCUGAUAUUGUGGCUUAAAGAGGUGCACAAGAAGACUGCAGGUGUCACGGUGGCACCCAAACUGUAAGGAAGGGAGGAAGGGAAGGAGAAGCUCGUAGGAGGGUUAAAAAGAAGUGAGAACAAAUAAGUGGACAAAAUUUCAAAUUUCUAAAAUGUUUCGCUUCUAAACACUCCAUACUCAAAACUGUUGGGCUUUUAUUUCACAAUAAAAGCUCAUUUUUCAGGGCCUUACUGGACACAUUUUCCUGAAACAAUAUGGCCACUAAUGUGUGACGUGCUUCUUUUUUUUUCUGUUCCGAUAGUUGGUGCAAUAAAAUCCUUAACAGUU